AGUAACGUGUCCCUGUCAUGGCAGCCACUCCAGGUAGCAGAUUCCUGAGCACUGUCUCCAGCUGAUCACAGCGUGCAGCACCUGUGCCUUGAUCAUCCUCACCGGGACGGGGGAAAUGCUUUGACAGAUGUAUUUAAAGAGACCUGCAGCUGGUCUCUCCUUCUGUCUCUUCUACUUGGCUUCUUAUUUCACCAACAAGUAUGUCCUGUCUGUCCUGAAAUUCACCUACCCUACCCUUUUCCAAGGAUGGCAGACCUUAAUUGGCGGACUUCUGCUUCACAUUUCUUGGAAGCUGGGCUGGGUAGAGAUAAGCAUCUGCUCAAGGUCUGAUAUACUGUCAUGGCUUCCUGCUUCAGCAUUUUUUGUUGGCAUUAUCUAUGCAGGUUCCAGGGCUUUGUCUAGAUUGCCAAUUCCUGUGUUCCUUACUGUACACAAUGCAGCUGAAGUUGUUACCUGUGGAUUCCAGAAGUUUGUGCAGAAAGAGCAGGCCUCUUUCCUAAAAAUCUGUAG
This is a messenger RNA of Alligator sinensis (Chinese alligator), 510 nucleotides long. Its product is annotated as transmembrane protein 241-like. The annotation marks the transcript as partial. The transcript has 6 exons. NCBI's taxonomy places the organism in Eukaryota, Metazoa, Chordata, Crocodylia, Alligatoridae. The record is from RefSeq and is a predicted model, not a curated record.